GCUCGCCAAAAAUUCCUGUCACUUCUGACAGGAAGCGGGGAGGCCGCGCCGGGGCGACCAGCAUCGCAUCUCCGCCGCGACCCCGGACCCGGUCGUCUGCAGGGUCCCGCCUGCGCCUGGGCCCCAGCCCCGCCCGGUUCUCCACCCCCGGCUCGGCCCAGUCCUCUGUCCCCGCCUCGGCCGCGGUCCGCCCGGUCCUCCUUCCCGGUCCCUGCCGCUCGGCCCUCCGUCCCCGCCCGGCUCAGUCCUCGGUCGCUCCGUCGCCCGAUCUUCAGCCACCGCGCAGCCAGGUCCUCCGUCGCGGUGGCGGCCGGGUCCUCGGGCGCGAGCCCGCCAUGGAGGUGGAGGAGGCGUUCCAGGCGGUGGGCGAGAUGGGCCUCUAUCAGAUGUACUUGUGCUUCCUGCUGGCUGUGCUGCUGCAGCUUUAUGUGGCCACAGAAGCCAUCCUCAUUGCACUGAUUGGAGCUACACCAGCAUACCACUGGGACAUGGCCGAUCUCCUGCCCAACCAGAGCCACAGCAACCAGACUUUGGGCAAAGGCCAGGCCUUCGGGGACUGGCUGCUGACCGCCAAUGGCAGUGAGAUCCAUAAGCACGUGCAUUUCAGCAACAGUUUCACCUCUAUUGCCUCUGAGUGGUUUUUAAUUGCCAACCGAUCUUACAAAGUCAGCGCGGCCAGCUCCUCUUUCUUCAGUGGUGUGUUUGUUGGUGUUAUCUCCUUUGGUCAGCUUUCAGAUCGAUUUGGAAGGAGAAAAGUCUAUCUCACAGGUUUUGCUCUUGACAUCUUAUUUGCUGUCGCAAAUGGAUUUUCCCCCUCAUAUGAAUUCUUUGCAGUAACUCGCUUCUUGGUGGGCAUGAUGAAUGGAGGGAUGUCCCUGGUGGCCUUUGUCUUGCUAAAUGAGUGCGUGGGCACCGCCUACUGGGCACUUGCAGGAUCGAUUGGUGGUCUCUUCUUCGCUGUUGGCAUCGCGCAGUAUGCCCUAUUAGGGUACUUCAUCCGCUCCUGGAGGACCCUAGCUGUUCUGGUCAACCUUCAGGGAACAUUGGUCUUUCUCUUAUCUUUAUUCAUUCCUGAAUCACCUCGUUGGUUAUACUCCCAGGGUCGGCUGAGUGAGGCGGAAGAGGCUCUGUACUUCAUUGCCAAGAGGAACCGCAAGCUCAAGUGUACAUUCUCACUAACACACCCGGCCAACAGGAGCUACAGGGCAACUGGAAGCUUCCUGGAUCUUUUCCGUUACCGGAUCCUCCUAGGACAUACCCUGAUCCUGAUGUUCAUCUGGUUUGUGUGCAGCUUGGUGUACUACGGCCUCACCCUGAGUGCAGGUGACCUAGGGGGCAGCAUUUAUGCCAACCUGGCUCUAUCUGGCCUCAUAGAGAUUCCAUCCUACCCUCUCUGCAUCUACCUGAUUAACCAAAGAUGGUUUGGUCGGAAGCGGACACUAGCAGCGUUUCUGUGCCUUGGAGGACUGGCCUGUCUUAUUGUGAUGUUUCUUCCGGAAAAGAAAGACACAGGCGUGUUUGCAGUGGUCAACAGCCAUUCCUUGUCCCUGCUGGGGAAGCUGACCAUCAGUGCUGCCUUUAACAUUGUUUACAUCUACACCUCUGAGCUGUACCCCACUGUCAUCAGAAACGUUGGCCUGGGAGCGUGCUCCAUGUUCUCCCGAGUCGGUGGGAUCAUUGCCCCCUUCGUCCCCUCCCUGAAGGAAGUACAGUGGUCUCUGCCCUUCAUCGUGUUUGGAGCCACAGGCCUGACCUCAGGCCUCCUGAGCCUGCUAUUGCCAGAGACUCUGAACAGCCCUUUGCUGGAGACAUUUUCUGAUCUUCAAAUGUACUCAUAUAGGAGGUUAGGAGAGGAAGCGCUAUCUCUACAGACCUUGGAUCCUCCACAGCCCCUGGACAAGGUCAGCAGUGAGAGUGAGGAGGAGGAAGAGUUCUAUGAUGCAGAUGAGGAGACCCAGAUGAUCAAGUGAAGAGCCCGCAUUCCUGCCCAGAAGCAGAGCCCCAUCAUCCUUAGUGCCUCAGCUUCAGCACCAGAGAUGUAUUCAGCCCACACUGACGCUUUCCAGAUGGGAGAGGCGGUGGAGGAGAGAUUCCAAAAGGGAGAACUUGCUGCGUUGAGGGAGUCAUUGCUGACUUGUUCGGGACUGGGGCUGAGCUCAGCACCACGCCUCUGGCUGCACAGCUCAGAUCCACCUUGUAGGACUGGUGCCUCAUGCUGCUACCCUUCCUCGGGACCUAAGAGCAGGUGUGUGAAACUGCUCGCACUUUAACUAGGGUUAGCCAGACCUUCCCCGAGAUGUCAUCUUCCUAGCAAGCAUCCCUGUCACUUGCUUCUCCCCCACCAGGAAUCUUCUGGUGCAGGUUGAUGUGUACAGAGCUCCCAGCUUCCCAUCAGCUCAUUGGCUGGUUCCCAGCUCAUUGGUUGCUGGUGCAGCUUGUGCCUUUAGUCUGUGCUCAUUCACUAAUAAAGGGCAGAAUUAGCGGAGCAUUUCUCAUCAGAGGGCUGGCUGUGGCAGGGAAGCUCCCUUUGACGCUUGCGUCAUGCGAUUUUUUUCCCCCACUUGGAUGCAUUUGGGGACUGUUUUUCUUUGUGAGAUUCUAGCAUCAGCAAUAACUUCAAAAUCAUGCCCAGCCAACGAGGAAACUUUACAGACUGAGGGUGGCGAGCAAGUGACACGCUAAGCACUUUGUAAAUGACUUAAGAGGGGAGAGUCUCUCACAGUGUCGUCAGUGUGCAACAAGGGACAUGCACAGCACACCAGGGCUGGACUCUGCCCUGCAUCAGCCUCUACUGGUUAUUUAAAAGGCAGGGUGGAGGGUUUUUUGUUUUUUAAGAAAAUGGUGGGUUUUCAUUGAGUGCUUCCGUGGAUUUCCAAAUGAAUCAUAACCUGUCUCUCACAAAACUUGAACACUCUCAAAUGGCAUAUAAGCCAGGAGUCCACAUGUGGGCAAUCGAUCAAUCGAUCACGCCCCGACCAGGGAAACGGCUGUGUGUUUAGGAUUUCUGUGUCUGCUAAUCUCUUGGGAGUAGAAAGCACACAGAGUAGAAAGGUGCUCUGUAGAUGCCCCUGGAAACUGUGCAAGCCUGCAUUCUUUGCCUCCAGCUAUGUUCCUGGACUCCUCUGUGUUGUCUGGGCUUUUACUGUACUGGUCUGUUCCACUGUUAAAUAAUUUUUCCUUUGUGCCCUUGGGUAUGGAGGAGCUGUUUCUACCAGUAUGAGGAACAUGCCUGGCCGGGAUGCUGUGAAGACCCCAUAGGUGAUCCUGUGUCUAGCUGUCAGAAAGAUUAUAGAACUCCCUGCGACAUCAUAUCCGCAAAUUCCAGUAAAGGGUGUCCCACACUCCAAAGCACGAAGUCCUGCUGCUCUCCUCUCUGGGAAAUGGAGGUCAGCUCUCCUUAGGAGAGGAAGAAAAGGACUUCCAGAAACUCUUGAUUCUUGUCAAAUAAAGUAUUUAAAAUAAAGCAGUAAAUUUAUAUAUAUAUAUAUGUAUAUAUAUAUAAAUUUUAUAUAUAUAUAUAUAUAAAUGUUAUUGAACUCUUUUUAUAUAAUGUAACCUGUAGGAGUAUUAUUUUUAAUAUAUCCCUACACAAGGUUGUUUCCCACCUCAAUGGUUUUUGUUCCCAAAUGAAAGACACACACACAACCUUUAUAUUUUAAUAUGCUUUAAGGAGCACAAUAGCUGGUCAACUGCCUACCCUCCAUGGUGUUAGACUCUACCUCCCACCGAUAAUUCCAAGUUACUACUUACUAGUUCCUAUGUUCCAUCUUGGCUGCCCCUGACCUUUACACGGUAGCUCUGCCUCUCUGGCCCUCACUCUCAGGCAGUGCUGCUCUGCUCUUCCUCCUCCUCCAGGUCCCAAGCCCUGGAAACCCCAAUCCUCUUUCUUGUCUCCCCAACUAUUAGCUGCUGGCAUCUUUAAUUACCAAUCACAGUUAACUGGGGGCAGGUCCCCAGAAGCUACAUGCAGACCCUCUUGUGCAAACAGUUUUGAGGGGAUACAGUUAAUAUAGAAUACAAAGAGCUACAAUAACCCAUCAGAGAAAAUUUGGUACUAGAAGUUAGAAAGUGCAUCCGUCAGUCUAGCUGCAGAAGAAGCAGGGCCAUGGCUUUUUAUUCAUUCCCUGCUGCUGCUGAAGUUCCUGCCGCUUCUGGCUAAGCAAGUGAACUCCAGGUAAUUCCCAGCCUAGAGGUAGAAGGACAGACCACAGGGUGAAUUACGUGGCAAGUAAUAAGGCCCGGUUGGCUGUCAGCUGCUCUUGUUGGAUAAAUUAUUACAUUUUUCUUCUCCCUGGGUAGUCCUCUAAGCACAGUUUAAUAAUUAUUUCUCUGCCUUUGUAAAGAUGAAUUUUAUUCCCUAUGAUGGCUGCUAAUGAGUAUUGAUGGUACAAAGCCACAGAAGUCUUACUUGGUAGGUAGCCUAUUUUGCUUGUACAGAUAGUCUGUUAAAAGCAUCUUUAAAGAAACAGUAAGGAUGUCUGAAAAGUCAUAAGGUAUCAUACUACUAACUACCUAAAAUACCUAAAUACAUGGAAAUCAAUGAAUAAAUAAACACAUGGAGUUUAAAUAAGAAUUUCCCCUUUGAGCUGACAAGAGUCGUAACUAACAAGUCCAACACCAGUCUGAGAAAAAUUUGGGGGAGAACAUUAACCUUAAUUUUUAACCUUAAAAGUGACAAGAAUGUUCAAAGCUACCGUGCUUCAGUUUCAGAUGCUGUGUUGAAACCACAGCCACAGCAUGGCUUCUGGUCUUCAGCGGCUCCAGAGCAAGGGAGAUGUUCUUCAAUUCUCAGCAUGAACACAAAAUACAAGAAGAGUAUAGUAUCUGGGGCACUGGCGGGUGACUGUGGCCAGGAUAGGCACCGUCCAGUUUAGUGCACAAUUUAUACUCUUAGUGCACACAUGUUCAAGUAACUGUCAUGUAAAAUUUUGGAACUGAAAUUCCACUUUUCAGUAGGACUUCUUCCUACAGGUAGUUGAUCGUUGGUCCUUAGUUUGCAAAGGUAACAAAGAUCAGGGUAUUUUAUUAACUAAAUAAAACCAGGAAUUAGGGAGCUGGAGAGAUGGCUCAGUGGUCCUGAGUUCAAUUCCCAGCAACCACAUGGUGGCUCACAACCAUCUGUAGUGAGAUCCCAUACCCUCUUCUGAUGUGUCUGAAGACAGCUACAGUGUACUAACAUCAAAUAAAUAAAUCUUAUAAACAAACAGCCAGGCGUGGUGGCGCACGCUUUUUAUCCCAGCACUCGGGAGGCAGAGGCAGGCGGGUUUCUGAGUUGGAGGCCAGCCUGGUCUACUGAGUGAGUUCCAGGGCAGCCAGGGCUACACAGAGAAACCCUGUCUGGAAAAAACAAAAAACAAAAACAAAAACAAAACAAAAAACAAACAAACAGGAAUUAAUGCCUGCCCUUUGUGAAUUUACUAAAGGAUCACAGAAUACAGUCCUUUUGUUCAUAUAGAGUACAUUAGGAGUACAGUAACAACUUUGACAAAUGAAGAACCUACUAGAAGUCACCAGUGAUCUGUGAGAUGGAUUGUAACAAGUAACAAGUCAGGGACUUAAAAAGAACCCAGGAGAACAGUGUUGCAGAAUACAAAGAUGGUGCAAUUCUGGAAAAUUCAUGCAUGGGGUACAUCAGAGGAGAAAGAUUCAUGACACUUCAGUGAGCACAGCAUUCAAUACUCAUGCCAAAUUAAAGCUACCAACAGACUAAGAAUACAGGAAACACUAACGAAAUGGCUCAGACUUAAGCUCAGUUUAAUGCCUGGGCCCCGUAUAACAGAAGUGGAGAACUCAUUCCCGUAUAUGUCCUAGGACUUCCACAAAAGCUUCCUUAGUGAAAUAAGAGGUGUGAUGUAGAUAUGGUGAGUGGCACACAGCAUCUGCAUCUCCUGGAACCAUAGUCUGCGGACUACUUGAUCCUGAUCCACAGUUAAUAUUGUUAUGGAUCCUGGUCUACAAAGUGAGUUCCAGGACAGCCAGGGCUGUUACACAGAGAAAUCUUAAAAAAAAAAAAAAAAAAAGCAAAACCAAAAAUCAACAACAAAAAAGACAAAACUGUUAUGGAGCCAACAGGACAACGGGUCAGUGGGUAAAGACACUUGCAGUGCCAAUGCGAGCCUGGUGCCUUAGUUUGGUCCCCAGAGCCCACAUAAAAGUGGGAGGAAGGAACUGACUCCACACUUCUUUUUAUCUGUCUCCACACAUGCAUUGUGGUAUGCACAUGCCCACACACAUAUAUCUUACACACACACACCAGAUACACAAUAUUUCUAAAAAUGUAUUUAUGUGUGCCUGUGUAUUUCUGUGUGAGGAGACCAGAAGUUGAUGUUGAACAUUUUUCACUAUUGCUCUCCACAUAAUUUUUUGAGACAGUCUCUCAUGGAAUCUAGAGCGCUCCGUUCUGGCUAGACUGGCUGGCCAGGGAGGCUCCAAGACCCACCGGCUUCCACUCCUGAGCACUGAUGCUAAAGAUGAUGUUACUGCUGCAUCCAGCUUUUACAUGGAUCCUAAUUGAGGUCCUCAUAUUUGCAUAGGAGGCUCUUUACACAUUGAACCAGUUCCUCAGCCUAAGAAAUGCUUUUAUAUAUUCUCUCCCCUUAGAGAUAUGUAAAAUAUCUUAAAUAAAUAAAAUAUAAUAAAAA
This is a messenger RNA of Mus musculus (house mouse), 6641 nucleotides long. RefSeq names its product solute carrier family 22 (organic anion/cation transporter), member 15 (gene Slc22a15). Gene Ontology annotation, cellular component: plasma membrane; membrane. Lineage: Eukaryota; Metazoa; Chordata; Mammalia; Rodentia; Muridae. Gene Ontology annotation, molecular function: amino-acid betaine transmembrane transporter activity; transmembrane transporter activity. Bases 336 to 1970 code for a protein of 544 amino acids. The transcript is spliced from 12 exons. Gene Ontology annotation, biological process: transmembrane transport; amino-acid betaine transport. The record is from RefSeq and is marked validated.